Messenger RNA from Cinara cedri, 10200 nucleotides. Lineage: Eukaryota; Metazoa; Arthropoda; Insecta; Hemiptera; Aphididae. The record is from the annotation of a GenBank genome assembly.
UGUUAAAAUCAUAAUAAAUAUUCAUGUGUCUAUGAUACAUAGUCCAUACCCACAGUGGUGCACAUUAUUAUUACUCUGCAAUUUGUGAGUUAUGACUUAUGAGUCGUAGGUGUUCACCAUGAAUUAAGGUAUAUUAAAGGUAUAUCGUGUUAGGUGUCACCAUAGAAUAAAAUAUGUAUUAUGGUAUCAAGCCAGAAUUCGGCACAGUUACACAAAAAUGAUAAGGACAUGUGAGAUAAUGGGCGUCCAAGAAAACAAUUCCACUUUAAUGAUGUUAUAGGCAGGUAACUUUUUACUAUGAAAUAUUGGUACUAGGCUAUUAUAGUUGUUGUUAUUACGUUUCUUUUGUUCGUUUCUGUUAAUUUUUUUAACUAUUUUUACUAUUAUAGAAUUGCAAUAUUUUAUGUUAAUUUCCUAUGUAGUUAUAUGAAUUUUCCAUAAAAAUUGUAAAACGCGUUAUAAUUGAAAACAUGUAACAUAGUUAUCUAAUAUUUUAAUUGUGAAUUCUGUAGCUUUUUCAAUCAAUUAUUUUUCAAAGCAAUAUGUGGGUGAAUCCCAAAGAAGUAUUAAUUCCUCACACUUUUUGGUAAAUAAAAUAUGCAUAUACAUAUUUAUUUUUUAUUAUUUAAUGUGAUUUGAUAAGUAAAAUUUUGUUUAGGCAAACCGAAAAGUUCAGUGUGUACUUUUUGUUACAACACCGCGUUGGACUUGGACAAGGGAAUAAAUUGUCUUCGUUAUUAGUUGGUACAUUUGACAGUAUAUUCGAUACAAGACCAUGUCCUUACAGAAUUUUGCACCGAACAGCAAAUUCAGAAGUAUAUUAUGGUAACAUAAUAUAAUCAUUUGAUAAUUCUUAUAAUACCGAUACAUGUUUAUUUUAAUAAAACAGUUUUAAUAACUUUUAGUAAAGCAGUAUCUAGGCCAGUUUAUUUGAAAUAUAGCUUUCUGAAUUUACUGACUAUAAUAUUUUUUUGUCAAUAACAUUUAAUUUGUAAUUUAAGAACACAUUUCUACUAAUUGCAUUUUUAUUUAGUAAACAUAUAGAUAACAAACCUAUUUGUAUCAAUGUUACAUUUAACACUUCAAUGGUUUAUAAAAAAGAAAUAUUCAAGACUAGACUAAUGCCCGUAUUUAAUUGAAAAUAUAGUCAGUAAUUUGUUGCUUAAUUAAAUAAAAAAUUGUUUUAUAGCAUUCAAAUUCUUUUAUAGAUUCUAACAAGUUAAUAACACAUUAACCUACUGAAUUUAGGAUUUUUAAAGAUUAAUUUUAAUUUAAUUCAAUGCUACAUUAUUACUGUGAGUAUUCAACAUAGGUUAUUAGUAAAUGAUUUUAGAAAGCAAUAACUGAAUAUUACAAUUUGGUUUUAACAUUUAAUUGGUACCUAUAUUAAUCAGUGAUAUCCAUUCUAAUAUGUAAUAUUAUUUUUAAUCUGCAAAUAAUGCAUUAGUUUAUAGUAAUUAUUAUUUUUAGAAAUAGCUUGUGCAUUGACUGAAUCAGACAUUUUAAAAGAUUGGGAAUGGUUAGAAAAUAACUUGGAUCUUAGAAGUUUUGAGAAAGAAGAAGAUAUUAUUGACUUUGUUUGCUGUAAAAUUAAAAGUUUAGUUGCAACUCAUUUAUCUGAAACACCUGAUGAAGAAAACUCUGAAUCAUUUAAAGAUGCAUCAAUAAAGUUUCACCGCCUCUUCAAUGUAUCUCGUGAUAGUACUUUAGUAUGCUACUACUCUUGCAGGUGAGUUUAAUAUAUUUAGUUCAUCAUAGUAAUUACUAAUUUUUAUUAUUUUCAUGUUUAGCUAUUGGAAGAACAAAUUUCCCCGUCAAGGUUGGCUUUAUUUGUCAAUAGAAUAUUUAUGUUUUUAUACAUACAUACUAGGAAUAGAAGAUAAAAUAGUUGUGAGAUGGGCCGAUGUUGUAAAUUUGGAAAAAAAUAAUAAAAUGUUAUCAGAUUCAAUCAAAGUGACAACAAGAGAUAAAAGGGAAGUAUGUGAUCUUAAACUUGUUUAUAAUCCAAUUCUGAAAGUAGUGAAUUUAUAAAAUUGUAUUUAAUUAGCAGGAAAUAUUUUUUAAAUUGCUUACUUUUUGUUAUCUAAAUUUAGCAGACUCAAAUUUAACUCAAAAUAAAAAAAGACAUUUCAUUGAUAAAACAAUAUCUGGUAAUUCACUCUAAGCAAUUUUUAAAUAUGAAAUUUGGGACUUAUUCAUAUAUUAUUUAUUACAUUUUGUCCUAAAAAAAAAAUAUGUGUAUUUAUCAGUGUUAAAAUUUAAUAGUGUGAUAAAAGAAUUAAUUUAACUUUAGUAAAUCUGUAUUUGUUAUAACAUUUUCAAUUAUAAUUAAAGUAAACUUUAUUCACCAAUAUCAAAUCGUAUUUGUACAAGGUAUGCUAAAUAUCAGAAUUUAAAUGAUUCAGAAUUAUUAAUAAUAACAAUAAUUCCAACUAACUUUAACUGGUUGUUUAUAAUUUAGUGUAGGAAAACUAAUUUAUGUUUACAUUAAUUUUUUUAGUAUUGUUUUUCUUUGUUCCGGAAAUCAUCUGAGACAUUUUCGUUGAUGAAGCAACUUGUUAAUCUAGCAAUGAAAGGGUAAUCAACAUUAUUAUGAAUUAUCAAUAAAUAUUUUUAAUUUAAUUUCAAUUCCAUUAAAUUUAAAGUUUUAUUAAGUUGUUCUGGAAGAUUCUUAAACACAAUGUACAACAUAAUAUAUAAGUAUUAUCUGAAAAAAAAUUGUUUGAAGAACUCAUCUUUUUAAUUAAAAUAGAAAAUUAACUUCUUGAAAAUGUUUUUUUUUUAAUAUUAUGUACACAUAUAUUAUUAACUUAUUGUGUAUUUUUUUUUUUUUAGAAUAAUUAAUGAUGUCUGGUUUAACAAAGAUCAUAACCUGCUUAACAAACUUAGGUAGGUACAUUUGUUCUGUAAAUUAGCUUUCUCACCCCCAUUUGUUGUCCUUAUUCAUAUUUCAUAUCCUUUUUAUUUUAAAAAUAGUCUUAGAAUUAAUAGUGUGAAUGGCAUGGGUUAACAGUAUACUAAUAGACUAUAUUUAAGAAAACAUUAUUUCAAUAUUAUAUUUUUUUUAAAUUAGUUACUAAAAAGUUGAAAAGGUAGGAUACAGGGUUAUUUAUUUUAUAUCUUUAUGCAAUAAUACAUUAUUGCUAAUGGAAUAUUGAUUGUUCAGAAUCAUGAUGUUCUUUAUAUAUAAUAUAAUAAGCACAAUACCAUCCUUUGUGAGUACUGUCAGGUAGUUAUUAUAAAUAUAAAUUCAGUUUAAUGCUAAUUACACUAUCAAUAGUACAAAAACGAAUUCAUCUAGAAUCCAGAUGCAUGUGGUAAGUCACAGACAACAAAUAUGUGGGUGACCUAUUCUUUAAAGAUUUUAAAUUAAAUGAUUUUUUUUUAUUUCAGUAUGCAUGUUCCCAAAAAACAAUCAUUUGUAAAACGUGAUUUAGAUGCUAGAGCUAUGUCUGAACUGUAUAGACUUCUCUUCCGGUUGCCUUUAAAUGAAAAACUUGACGGAGUAACUAAUGCUACAUUAUUCACUCCAUAUGAUAAAAAUCUUGUAUGGGGACAAGUGUAUUUAUUUCAAAAUUUUAUGUGUUUUAAUAGUAAAGUGAGUAUUAACUUAAUUCCACUAAUAUAUUUUAUUAUAUUAUUAAAUUUUUAAUUUAAUGUUGUGUAAUACAGUCAAAAGUCUCAUUAAAUGUGGUUAUUCCAUUAUGUGAUGUAUCUCAAGCUGAAAAAUUGGACUACAUGCCUGAUAUACCGUUUGAUAAUGCUGUAAUAAUAACAUUGAAGUCUUCAAGUACUAAUGAUAAGCCUCCAGUUUUCAUAUUAUCUCAUAUAAUGGAAAGAUCAUUUUUCUUAAAAAAAGUAUCUGAACUUUUGGGUAAAUUAAAUACGUAAGUAUUUAUUAAUUUGCUUAAAUUAAAAUCAGUAAAAAAACUUAUAGUAUAAUUUAUAAAUUAUUAUAAAAGACAAAUAUUUAUAGACGAGCAGUUAUUAAAAGCUAUAAGACUGACAAGUUGUCAAAUCAUGAACAACAACCAUUGAUGCUUACUUUUUCUAUGAAUGAGCAUGAUAAUUGUUUGAUUAAAAUAAAACAACGUACAAAAGAAGUUGAAUGGGAAUUGUACUUCAAAGAGCACGGAAAAGGUGUUUCAAUGUAUAAAACUAAAGAGUUGGUGAAUUUGGUUUUAGUGGGAAUACCAGAUUCAUUGAGAUCAAAUCUUUGGCUGACAUUUUCUGGUAUGAAAUAUUUAUAUAAUUUUAUAACAAAUAAUCAAUAACAUUAUUUGUAUUCAAUUUAAAAUUUGCAUACUAUUUAUUUUUAAUGUACAAAGAUUAAGAUCAAUGAUACUAUUUGAAAUUAAAUUUGUUCACAAUAUUUUUAAAAAAUGUUUUUAUAAUUUUUAUUUAACCAUUAUAUUAUAUUUUAACUAUUGUUGGUAGUUGCGAUAAUAGAAAAUCGUAAGUAGUCACGAUAACCAAAAAGUAUCAUUUUCUAUUGCAUGGAGACUAUAAGUAUUUGGCGAUACUUGUUUGAAUAAUAACAAAAUCAAAAUAUUAUAAUAUCUUAAAAAUGGUUAUAUUCAAUGCUGAAUUGUGUGAUUUUAGUCAAUUGUGUUCAGCAUCCUAAUGCUUGGGGGAUCACUAGUUCUAAUACAUUUCUUAGGUAUGUAGGUUAGUUUUUUGCCACCUUAAAACUAUCACCUAAUUUACAAGUUUUAACUCCUAUCAUAAAAAUUAAAAUCUAAAUAUGCCACUAGCCAACUAAUUCACAUUCAAUUUUACUUAAACCGUAUAAGAAACAAGUGCAGAUCCAGGUAGGGAUGUGCCACCCUCGUUACCAAAAACAUUACUUUAUUUUUAUGGUUUUAUAUGUAUCAUUUAUUUACUAUUGUUUUAUAUGUACCAUUUAUGUAAUAUGGUUUUAUAUGUAUCAUAUAUAAUACGUGAACAUGUCUGACACUCUUUAUGAUUCUUUACUCACUUAUGCUGGUAGUAUGGUAAAUGAUCUAGGUAUUACUCUUAAUGGGGAACUAACAUUUCACGAUCAUAUUAAAAAAUCCUGCUGCAAGGCUCUGAAAACACUUGCUUCGUAAAAAGGGAUCACCACUUAAAGCGUUAUUCUGUGCACUUAUCGGAUCUAUUUUAGAAUAUGGCUUUUUUAUUUGGGACUCAUCUACUGUGAGCGGUAUAACCAGUUAGAAAGGUUAAAACUUAAAUUUUUAAGUUUUGCUGCUAUAGUACUUCACAUUGACUACUUAUCCCAUGAGUAUGAUCCAAUACUUAAGUGGCUUGGAUUAACAAUCCUAACUGAUAGACAGGUAUCUACUAACAAAGUGUUCCUACGUAACCUCAUAAAUGGCUCUAUAGACUAUCCUGUAUUGUUAAGUCAGCUUGAUUUUAAAAUCUCUAGCUUCCAUUUUCAAGCAACUUACCUGUUUUUCAUUCCUCUUUGCACCACAAUUACUCUCAUAAUAGACCAAUGUUUAGAUAGACGCAUAUUGCUAAUGAGGACCCAUUGUUUUAUUUUUCUUAAUCAAUUGUAACAAUGUCCUUAUAUUAAUGUCAUUUAUCUGUAAUUCACUUUCCUGUUAUUAUUAUUAUUUUGUAUAUAUUUUUCUGUACCUUGGACCAUGGCCCAUUUUAUAAUAAAAUAAAUAAAUAGAUUCUGAGCAUACCAUAUAUUGUUAUUAUAUUUGCUGUUUAAUUUUGUGUCUGUGAACAAAUUUUUUACCAGAAAUCUUAUGCCUACUUUUAAAUGUUGCAUCUUCAAAUAUUAUAUCUAGAUAGUAGAAGUUCUUUUUGAAUUUUUCUUGUAGUUUUCUGAAUAAUUGAAAAACCAGGAAAGUUUACAGCAAUAAUAAUGAUUUCAUUAUUUUUGAUUUUGUAUUUUGUUGUGAUUCAAUUAAUGAUAUAAUUGUAGAGAUCUAAACUUUUCACAAAAUUUCUACACAUGGAAAAAUUUUCAAAACAUUCUGGGCUAUUUUUGAAUUUCUUAAGUUUUAAUUGGAUAAAAUUAUUUCAGCCUCACAAAAAUUCUUAUCAAUUCAUCAAAAGUUUUAAUUUGAAAUUUUGAUGAAAAUCAUAAAAAUCACGUUAUUUCAAAACAUGUUUAACCUUACACCACUCAGAAUUGUUUUUGAAAACAAUAAUUUAUCUUUCUCAACUUCUUGUUUACAACAGUGGUACACACAUUAUUUCUUUUUUGUUCAUUUUUUUAUUUAAAGGUGCAUACCAUGAUAUGGUGGCUAAUCCUGGACUAUAUAAUGAAUUAGUAGAGAUUGCCUCUAAUACUAAAUCUAUAGCACAUGAUGAAAUAGAACGUGAUUUGCAUAGAUCACUGCCUGAAUGUCCAGCCUUUCAGUCUGAAAUUGGGAUAAAUGCAUUACGUCGAGUACUCACAGCAUAUGCAACAAAAAAUCCUCAAAUUGGUAAAAUUACCUACAUUAGAAUAAUUGCUUAUUAUAUAUAUAUAUUAUAAACAAAGUAACAUAUUAUUUGUAUAGGUUAUUGUCAGGCCAUGAACAUUAUUGCAUCUGUUUUAUUAAUUUAUUGUACAGAAGAAGAAGCAUUUUGGCAGUUAGCUUGUAUUUGUGAAAAUAUGUUACCGGAUUACUACAAUAACAAAGUAGUUGGAGCGUUAGUUGACCAAGGAGUUAUGGAUAAUCUAAUAGCUACUCAUUUACCAUUUAUACAUGAUAUUUUAUAUAGACUCGGUUUAAUUCAGAUGAUAUCUUUGUCUUGGUUUCUUACAAUAUUUCUUAGGUAAAACAAAUUGAAAAUAAUUUAAACCUUUUGUAAAUUUAUCUAUAUUAUUCACAGUGUUAUGCCAUAUCAAAGUGCAAUUCACAUUGUCGAUUGGUUUUUUUUUGAUGGCGCUAAAGUUAUAUUUCAAGUAAAAUAGUUAAAUAAAUUUUAUUUUCUGUUAUAGAAAAAAUGGUUAAACUUUUUUUUUUUUAGGUAGCUUUAUCAAUUUUAGAAAUGAAUCAGAAACAAUUAGCUUGUUGUCGUGACGAUGGUGAAGCAAUGCAAACAUUAUGUAAUUAUUUGUCGGGCAUCUAUAAUGAAGAAUUAGCUCAAAAUGAAAUACAUAAAGAUGGCGAUCAAGUAGACAGGGUAAAACAAUUAUUGUUAAUAUAUUACCCUAAUAAUUGAGAACUCAAUAAUAUUUUGUUAUGAUUAGUAAAUUUAUUGCUUAGAAUAACUUAGUAUAACUAAAUUAAUAAUAGUCUCAAAAUAAAUCAUGAAACCAUUCUCAGCAAAUCUUAUAAAAUGCCAUGUUUCAUAAAUAGAAGCACCCAAACAUUUUUUUAAAAUCCAAAUGCUAAAAAAAUACUUAAUUUUUCGUUUGUGCGAUUAGUUUUUGUUAUUUGGUCCCAAUCAUUAUCCAGUUGUAUAAUUGUUAAUGUAAUCAUCUUCAUAAUAUCCAAUUUAAUUUUUUUUUUUUUUUUUGCCUCUAAGGCUUGUAGGUACCCAUUUCUAGAGACUUUUAUUUUAGUCCAAAAUUUUAUAAAAUAACAUUCUCUUGUAUUAAAAUAUCAGUUUACUUAAGUUAUGUUUGUAUAUGAUCUAUUAAAUAGGUAAUAAUAUUUUUAGCCUGAAGUUUCAUCUCAAAUUAAUGUUUGAAUGCAGUCUUUUUAUUCUUGUAAUCGCAGUAUUUUUAGUCUAAAAUUGGUUAUAAUUCUUUUUUAGUUAGAGCUUUGAAAAUUGCAAAUAUAAUCUCUGCCACCUUAAAAAGUUUUAUAGACCUCGUGAUACUUUUAGAUUUAAGUCAAACUUAUUGUUAAGAAAUUAUUCUAAGACGCAAAAAUUGUAUAAACUAGCUUUAUCUUCAACCUAAUCCUAUCAGUGUAAUUAUUUUAGUUAUUAUUUUUGUCAUAUUUAUUAUUGUUAUUUCACAUAUUAUUCAGUUUUUUUAUUUUAAUUUAGUAGUAGCCUUGGCUAUUAAGUUAAUAAUUAUGUACACCACAUUCUUACUGUAAAAGAGUUAGUCCUAUUGAAUUAAUUUAAAAAUAAAACAAUACUAUAAUGCUGUACUCAAUAAUAUAUAUUAUUUUAAUUUGUUGGGUUAACCAAUGAUGCCGUAAAAAUAAUUUACCAUUUAUAAUUAAAAACAAAAAAAUAUAUUUUUAGAGUGUUUCUGUUCAAGAACUAAUCAAUAAUGGAUAUAAAAAAUUUGGCACUAUCUCUAGUGAAACUAUUGAAAAUCUCCGUAUCAUGCACAGGCUUAAAGUGGUACAAUCAAUGGAAGACGGAAAUGAAAAAAACAUAGUCAGAUCGUUAGUUCCUGAUAAAUACUUUUCAUCUGAAGAAUUAAUGGUACUUAUAACAUGGAUAACUUAUCAUUAAUUUAUAUUGUAUUCAACAAAAUUUAGUUGUAUAUUAUUCAAAGAUAUUAAAGUUGUAAAUAGGCCACUCCUAUGCUUAAUACAUUGUAGAUCGCGGUCCAAUAGUGGUAGUUAUUAGCAUAGUAAGCAUAUAAUUGAUAUUAUUACAGUAUUGACUAAUGUUCAUAAACGAAAAAAGAGCCGAUACUUGGGAUGGGAGUGGUCACUAUUGUAGGUGAGAAUUUGGGAAGGUAGGAUACAUAAGGUUAUUUCAUUUAUAUCUAUAAGCAACAAUAAAUAUAAACCAUUACUUGACGAAAACUGAUUCUGAGUGCAGUUCGGUAAUACAUAAUUUAAAGUAACAUAUUUUUUUUUGCAAUUUUUGUUUAAAUUUAAUUUCAAAAUAAUUAUUAAAAAAAAAAAAUCAUCCGAUGAUUUUGGAAAUUUUACGAUGUCUAGAUAAGUCCAAUAUAAGUAUUAUUACUAUGUUUCAAGUCUGUACGUGUAUUAAUAACCAAAUUACAACAAAAGAAAUUCCCUAAAAUUAAAAUUCCUUGAAAGUUUAAAAGUAUUGGAAUGAUACUGUAGGAAAGUAAAUCAAAAAGACAACAAAAAAGGUAUCUUGUGAUUUUUCGAUUAAAUAAUUUUCUGUUGGAAAACGUUCAGGUUUUUAUUAAAUAAUGGAAUCGUGAAAUUGUAUAUUUUCCUACGUUUUUUUCCCAUUUAUUAAAUGUUUUUAUUUUAAAUAUAGCAUUGAAAAUCAAAAAAUGACUUCUUCAAAGUACAAUCUAGAGUUGUAAUCUUCAAUUGCUACACAUAAAAAUCGGAGCAAUAUCCUAUUUAUAUCUUUAAUACCUAUCAUUUAAUUUUAUUGUAAAUAUUACUUUAUGUAACAACUAGAUAGCCAAUUGUAUAUUAUCUCUAAUACACACCUGUAAACCCAAACACAAGUGAAUCCAUACAGCAGAACAAUGUUUACAAUGUUUUGUAAUAACUCAAAUAUCUGUGUGUGAUAAUAAUAAUAAAUAAAAUGUAAAUCAUUCUUCUUUGAUCAUAAUAUGAAAUAUGAAUAACACAUAGAUUACAUGCAAGUGAGAUUUUAAGUCCAAAAUGCAACAAAAAUGGUUUCUAGUAGAGAAGUUGUAUACAGCUAACAAAAAUAUAGUAAAACCAAUUGUUCCCUUGCUACGCUCAGAAUCUAAAAUAUUCCUGGGAAUACGAGGAACAAAUAAGAACCCCAAAAGUAAAUGACCAAGAAUAGGAUAUGUUUUUUGUAUUAUCUCUAAAUAAAAUUUGAAUAACUGUUAUCGGAGAUCAAAAUAAAUAAAGCUCAGAAAACGUUCUACGUACUGACAAAGUUCUUCACAUCCAGAAUGUUGUCCAGGAAAACGAAAGUAAGACUAUACGUGGCUAUUAUAAGACCGACUCUCACGUAUGGCUGCGAAGCUUGGACAACGACCAAACAAGUAGAAAGAAACCUGAGAACUUUUGAACACAGAGUAUGGAGAAAAAUAUGUGGACCUGUCUUUGAUGAAACAAUGGGGAAUUGGCGAAGGAGGUACAAUAGAGAGCUGUACGAUAUGUUGGAUUUAGCACCAGUAACAAGCUUCAUCAAGAGUCAAAGAAUACAAUGGUUAGGCCACAUAAUGAGAAGAUGAGNUUGAGAACUUUUGAACACAGAGUAUGGAGAAAAAUAUGUGGACCUGUCUUUGAUGAAACAAUGGGGAAUUGGCGAAGGAGGUACAAUAGAGAGUUGUACGAUAUGUUGGAUUUAGCACCAGUAACAAGCUUCAUCAAGAGUCAAAUACAAUGGUUAGGCCACAUAAUGAGAAGACGAGAGAACGAAGUAGUUAGAGGAGCAUUAGAAUGGAAGCCAUAA